Molecule: messenger RNA, 258 nt
Organism: Plasmopara halstedii
Lineage: Eukaryota; Oomycota; Peronosporomycetes; Peronosporales; Peronosporaceae
Exons: 2
Coding region: 1-258 (85 amino acids)
Source: RefSeq, a predicted model, not a curated record
AUGGCAACAACUCCUUUCAAUGGUCCAAUGUUGCGAGAUUUACGAACACCGGAUGUCGUUGACUUUGUUGUGACGAUAGAAGACGCACUUGUUGUCUUUCGUGAUGCACGCUUAGCCAGAGAUCGAGAGUUGGAUACUGUGUUGCAUUCGUACGCAAUCCUUUGUAUGCUUGUGUCCACAUUGCGUGCAGAUUCUCAAUUUGACGUGUUUGAUGUUACUGUGAGCACUUUUGAUGUUCCAAUGCGACUUCAAUCAUGA